UCGCUGCAGAUCGCCGCCUUCCUCUUCACCGUGUGUCACGUGGUGCUGCUGGUGCAGGAUUGGUUCACUGACAUCAGCCUGUACAGGUGACAACAGGCGGAGCGCGGCGACACCCAUAGCGACCCAGCCCCCGGGGGCGUGUCCCCCGGGGCGGCCAUGACUCCUCCCGGUGACGCGCGGCCGCCCGCAGUGUUCGUGCAGAACAAGGCGCCCCCGGAGGCCUUCUGCCCGCGGCGCCUGCGGCAGAUGCACCUGGUGCUCGACCGGCUCAUGGCGCACUCGCACCUCAAGUACAAGGGGUCGCUCUCCAUGCUGGACUGCGGCCUCUUCCCCGGCCUCCCCGCCGACUUCCUGGAGGCCGAGGUCAACCUGUUCCUGCUGCCGCUCAUGGAGGCCGAGGGCGACGACGCCCCGUUCCAUUACGCCGCCCGCAUCUGGGACGGGGUGAAGAAGUCGUCGGCCUUGGCCGAGUACAGCCGGCUGCUGGGCUGA
Molecule: messenger RNA, 492 nt
Organism: Nothoprocta perdicaria
Lineage: Eukaryota; Metazoa; Chordata; Aves; Tinamiformes; Tinamidae
Gene: SMG9
Product: SMG9, nonsense mediated mRNA decay factor
Exons: 4
Biological process (GO): nuclear-transcribed mRNA catabolic process, nonsense-mediated decay
Source: RefSeq, a predicted model, not a curated record